AAUUUCAUCGCUCAUCCUUUCCACCCUCCGACGGUGCAAAAAUCGCCUUCGCAAGAGCCUUCCGUCGGCGCCAUGGAUGGCUCUGCAACACCCUCCAAGAACCCUGAUGGGGCUUCCAAGUUCCUCAUCGAUCUUCCAUCCAAAGGCCUUUUCUCAUCCUCUGUGAUUUCUUCCAAUUUGGGUGGAAUGCAGGUCUAUGUAACAGAUCAUGAUACAUCACCCCCAGAAAAUCAGGUUAUAAAGACUGAUCAAGUGAACAUACUGAUUAGAUCCCUUCUGCUUAAGCAACAGCAAAAGGGUGGUGGACCAACUUCAAAGGGUGUUGUCGCAAAUGAGGGCUCAAGAAAGCGGGCCCCCGAAAGAGCUGCAGAUGGUAGGGCUUCUGCCAAGAGAGCAGCAUCAGCCACCCAAAAUGGUUCCCGGAAAGUUUUGCUUCCACUUCUCGACUACCUAGUGACCUUUUUGCGCCAUGUAGAGGGAUCAAAAUCACAAAUACCUGAAAAUCUCCAAAGGUUGACCGUAGAGAGACUUCGUGCACUUUUAAAGGAGAGAGGACUUUCCGUUAAGGGGAAGAAGGAGGAACUGAUUGGAAGAUUGAGAGCAGCUACUGCUGCUGCUAGUGGUGGUUUGGGAACCUCAUCUGCAGUCCAAUAAGUGGUAUCAAUUAUUUAGAUUUUUUUUUUCAAUUUUUGUGAUGUACAACUAUUUGAUGCACAAGAUGUUGUACAGUACAAGUCCAGUAAAGCCAAAAUGCCUUCGUCUAUGUUGUAAUAAUGCUAAGGAAGGUUGUGUUUAUAUCUAUUUUUAAAGGAUUGUUAAGAUAUUCAAAAA
Molecule: messenger RNA, 831 nt
Organism: Cynara cardunculus var. scolymus (artichoke)
Lineage: Eukaryota; Viridiplantae; Streptophyta; Magnoliopsida; Asterales; Asteraceae
Exons: 6
Coding region: 73-654 (193 amino acids)
Biological process (GO): positive regulation of proteasomal ubiquitin-dependent protein catabolic process
Cellular component (GO): Cul4-RING E3 ubiquitin ligase complex
Source: RefSeq, a predicted model, not a curated record